UCUCCCCUGGUCACGUGGUGGGGGCGCGGAGCGGCUUCGGCCGUCCGCCAUGUUGUGCGGCCCCGGGCCGGGCCGGGCCGGGGAUGGCGGGGGCCGGCAGCAACUGGCUCUCUGGGGUCAACGUGGUGCUGGUGAUGGCCUAUGGCAGCCUGGUCUUUGUGCUGCUGUUCAUCUUCGUGAAACGCCAGAUCAUGCGCUUUGCCAUGAAGUCCCGCCGUGGCCCCCACGUGCCCGUGGGACAGCACGCCCCCAAGGAUUUAAAGGAAGAAAUCGACAUUCGACUGUCAAGGGUGCAAGACAUCAAGUACGAGCCCCGGCUGUUAGCUGAGGACGACAGCAGGCUUCUGCAGCUGGAGACACAAGGCUGCUAUAACUACCUGUACAGGAUGAAGGCGCUGGAUGCCAUCAGGACGUCUGAAAUCCCCUUUCAAGCAGAGGUCCGGUACCCGAAGUCUUUGAUAGGGAAGAACUUCUGUGCCUACCUGCUGGAGCUGCGGAAUUCCAGCUCCUUCAAAGGCAUCCGCAAAGCCUUGAUCGACACCUUGCUGGAUGGCUACGAGAGUGCCCGCUACGGCACGGGGGUGUUUGGGAAACCGGAAUAUCUGAAGUACCAGGAUGCUCUGAACGAGCUGGCAAACCUGACCAAGGCCCGGGGAGGCAGCAGCCAGCGGCAGCACCAGUCGGCGGCCAAGGACCUCACCCUCUCCCCUGAGGUCUCCAACCCCGCCACCAUCCAGGUCACCUACCUGCCUUCUAGCCAGAAGAGCAAACGUGCCAAACACUUCCUGGAGCUGAAGAGCUUCAAGGACAACUACAACACGCUGGAGAGCACCCUGUGAGCCGCGCGGGGAAGCACUGCUCCGGGGACCUGCUGCCUGCAGAGCCCCUUUCCUGGGCGCAGCCGGUGUCCUGGGUGGCUUUGGCUGCAGUUUGGCCUGUGGGCAGUGGUGGGAGGAAGCGGCUGCUCUCUCAGGUCUCCCUCUUGCACGGUGUCGGAGACCGUCACUCGGCAGCGGCUCCGUUUGGGCCAGCGGAGCUCGGCUCUCGCCAGGAGCCCGUUUGGAAGCAGCGCGCCCGCCUGUGGGACCCGGGGGGGUCAGCCCUGCAGCCUCCUCCACAGCAGGCCUGGGACACGCUUCAGGCUUGAGGCUUUGAGUCCGGCAACGCCUUGGAGCCCUGGCCCUGUGAAUAAACUGAUCAGCUUUAGCUUAUUUAUAAAAGACAUCGAUCCCAGCCAGCGCCCUCUUCCAUCUGCCCUCUUUCCCCGUCACGGCCAGCGGGGGCUGAUGCCGUUUGUCCGUCCCGUCUGUGGGUCUCGGGCUCUGGAGCCACUUGUCUGUUCUUUCCAAAGGGUGAACGCUCUUCUUUUUCCCUGUGGUGCCAUGCCCAGCCUGCCCGUGUGCCCGGGCCACGCACGAGGGGGCCUGGACUGAGUGUAAAUAGUUUGGUGGCCGGUUCUCAGCCACCGUGGCUGCGGUGCCUCUUUGGGCUGUGGUUUCUACUCUUUUCUCCUGCAACCGGGCAUUUGGGGACGUCUUGGGCAGACAAAUACCAGCUUCCAACGUCCUGUCUGUCCUGCCAAGGGGGUGUUUCCUCCCACUCUCACCAGCGCCUGUGUGCCAGCGGCUGCCAAGCCCCCCCGUGGGCGAAAGCUCGUGGCCCCCGACUUGCCGGCUGCGUCCUGCCGGGCCCACGGCAGCGCCCGCUGCUCACCCGUCACCGCAGCGUGUACCGCGUGGGGCCGGGACCCCUGCCCCUCGUCUGGGCCUCUGCACUCUUUUUAAUUGCUGUUUAAUAAAAUGACAGUUAGCCUGA
Messenger RNA from Calidris pugnax (ruff), 1815 nucleotides. RefSeq names its product chromosome unknown open reading frame, human C1orf43 (gene LTAP1). The transcript has 7 exons. Bases 84 to 839 code for a protein of 251 amino acids. The record is from RefSeq and is a predicted model, not a curated record. NCBI's taxonomy places the organism in Eukaryota, Metazoa, Chordata, Aves, Charadriiformes, Scolopacidae. Gene Ontology annotation, biological process: phagocytosis.